AUGAUAUCAAUCAACCAGCAAGGCGGCACCACCCACCAACAAGCCGUCCCCCGGCCCCGCAACGACCGCGUGGUCCCGAAACCAGUCCCUGCCGCCCAGUCCAAGGACCCCCGCGGCUACCAGCUCGGCCAGCUGCGCAAGCGCUUCUCGCCCCGCGAGUCUACCGUCGACGGCGGCGCCGCCACCUCCCUGGUCUUCAAGCUGAAGCCCUCCGACCCGGACUUCCCCUUCGAGCUGGAGCACCUCGAGUGCGACCUGCGCGUGCCGGAAGACUACCCCGAGGCCGCCCCCGUGCUGCACGUGCGCAACAGCGACAUCCCUCGCGGCUUCGGCGUCAACGUCGAGCGCGGAUGGGACCGCCUCGUCCGCGAGCGCCAGGGCGCCUCCCUCCUCGCGCUCACCUACGCCCUGGACAAGAACCUCGAGGUCUUCCUGUCCGAGCAGAAGGCCGACACCGUCAAGCUGGUUUCGUUCAAAGACACCAAGGACACGCGCCAUCUCGAAGCAGCAGCAGCCGGCGGCGCAUCUUCGCCAGCACCGGCAGCGCAAGCGCCUUCUCCAAAACCGGCACCCGUCAGACGCUACGAGCCCGAGGAGUACUUCACCCAGGAGGAGAUGGCAGCCGCCAAAGCCCGCCGUGCGCAAGAGACGCGGCAGCUCGAGACCCGCAUGGGCCGCCUGUCGCUGUACCGCCGCUCGCCGGACGGCAUCGUGUACACCCUGCCCCUGGAGCCUCGCCGCCGCGGAGAGCUCCCCGGCGGCCUGCAGAGCGUCAAGACGGUGCACCUCAUCGUGCCGCUGCUCUACCCUCUCCAACCUCUCCGCAUCCAGAUCAACGAAUGCGAGUCCAACGACGCCGAGCCCCUUGAGGAGCUCUUCGUGCGCAAGGCGGCUGAACAGAAGCAGAUGACGCUCACGAGCCAUCUGAAUUACCUCGCGCAGAACAUGCACGUCCUCGCGAAACAGGCCCUAGCACCGCCCAAACCCGCCAAAACUGAGCCUGCCGUGGCCCCUGAAAAGGACGCCAAGGCAAAGGCCCCGGAAGCCGCCGCGGACGAGGAUCGGAGCCACGUCAAGGUCAUCCCCCGGCCGCCGGAGUGGGACCGCCGAGCCCGCCACGGAGCCGACGCCGAUGACGACGACACCUCCGACAGCUACGACUCUGACUCGUCCAACAACGGCGGCGCCAACCUCGACGCCGAAGCACCCACGCUCUCGUCCGGCCUCACCCCUGAACGCGGCACCUCCAUCUCCUUCCCCGACAUCGAGCUCCACAGCAUCGAGCUCUUCCAGGUCUCCAUCCUCAACCUCAGCGUCAAGUGCACCCGCUGCAAGACCGCCAACGAGAUCACCGGCCUGCGCCACGAAGCCCCGCAGACUUCCAGCUGCCGCAAGUGCGCCGCCGGCUUCGCCGCCCAGUUCCGCCACCAGCUCGUCCACGCCAACUCCACCCGCGCCGGCUUCGUCGACCUCACGGGCUGCACCGUCGUCGACAUGCUGCCCAGCACCUUCGUCCCCGUCUGCGCAAAGUGCUCCACGCAAAGCCAGGGGCUCGUCUCCGUCCGCGGCGACGCGACCACCAACGUCUGCCGCACCUGCCAUGGCAAGUUCACCUUCAAGAUCCCGACCGUCAAGUUCCUCGCCAUCAGCGCCAGCACGCUCGCCGCGCCCUCCGCCGGCCCCGUCAAGAAGGCCGAGAAGCUCGGCCUGCACGCGGGCACCCCGCUCCCGGAGCGUGGCGCGUGCGCGCACUACCGCAAGAGCUACCGCUGGUUCCGCUUCUCGUGCUGCAACCGCGUGCACCCGUGCGACCGGUGCCACGACGACGCCGAGGGCCACGUCAACGAGUGGGCGAGCCGGAUGGUGUGCGGGUGGUGCAGCCGCGAGCAGCGGUACUCGCCCGACGCGUGCGGGUUCUGCGGGCGGAGCGUCAUCGGGCGCAAGGGCCGAGGGUUCUGGGAGGGCGGCAAGGGGACGCGGGACCGCACGCUCAUGAGCCGCAAGGAUCCGAGGAAGCACAAGAGGGUUGGCGGCGGGGAGUCGUCGAAGAAGGACUGA
This is a messenger RNA of Colletotrichum gloeosporioides, 2058 nucleotides long. RefSeq lists its product as uncharacterized. The record is from RefSeq and is a predicted model, not a curated record. Bases 1 to 2058 code for a protein of 685 amino acids. Gene Ontology annotation, molecular function: zinc ion binding. The transcript has a single exon. NCBI's taxonomy places the organism in Eukaryota, Fungi, Ascomycota, Sordariomycetes, Glomerellales, Glomerellaceae.